This is a messenger RNA of Saccostrea cuccullata (small rock oyster), 1900 nucleotides long. RefSeq lists its product as uncharacterized. The record is from RefSeq and is a predicted model, not a curated record. NCBI's taxonomy places the organism in Eukaryota, Metazoa, Mollusca, Bivalvia, Ostreida, Ostreidae. The coding region runs from base 1 to 687 and encodes 228 amino acids. The transcript has 5 exons.
AUGAACAUUGCAAAAGGAGAUGAUCACAGAUAUGAAGAGCUUUGGGGUCAGCCAACAAAAACAAGAAAGGUAGAACAAAUUAGCAUUGAGCAUCCCACCACAUCAAGGAGAUCUUUGAAGCAUGUUUUGGCUGUUCUUCUAUUUAUCAUUCUUGUAUGCGGACUUGCCACGACAUGUGCAUUAUAUGGUCUCGAGAAAAGAAAACCUGAAGAAAACCAACAAUGUAAGGCUUUGGCUGAGGAUAAAUUUUCAAACGACCCUUGCAGAGGCCAGAAACUGAAAUCAACAAGCCAUAGGAAUAAAGAGUUAGGAAGCAGAGGAUAUAGUUUUCUAGUCAGCUUUUUCAAAAGUCACGGAAGUAAAACAAACCGAACAAUCUUUGUAACAUCAGAAACUGAUUUCAAUUUAACAUUUUCAUUGCCAGAGACUCAAAGUUCGAGUCUGAUAUCAAUUUCUAGUCGUAGAAGUGGAAACAUUACCAUGAAGAAGUUAAAUGUACACUAUUCUCUUGUUCCUUCUUAUUUUACCCCUGAAUACAAAGGUAUCAUCAUCAACACUUCAGUCCCGUCAUCUGUAUUGACUCACCAUAGUUAUCAAACAUCUUCAGAUACUACAACCGUAUUUCCAAUCGACAACCUUUCAACAUUCUACAUUAUAUCAACAUCGACACCGGCAAAUUCAAAAUAAGGUAGUGGAAGUCAUUUCACAAUUGCUUCUAUGAAAGAGAACACUCUUGUUACAAUUAAGUUUGCUGCAGAUCAUGACGUAAAUAUAUUUAUCCAAGAGAGAAAUUAUGGAAGAGGUGACAUAUUCCAUAUCAUUUUGAACAAGUAUCAAACAUUCCAAAUCGGUAUUAAAGCCGACAUGACAGGAACAACGAUUAAUUCUUCAAAUCCUAUCGCUAUCUUUGCGGGAAAUAGGUGCAAUUAUGUUGGAUAUUAUGGAUUUUGUAAUAUGCUUAUAGAAAUGGUAGCACCAGCUGACAAACUCGACAAUGUUUUUAUUGUCCCACCAAAUAUUCAUAGAUACCAAUCGCUUGUACGCUUUAACGACUGUUAAAAGUAAUAUCAAAUAUACGACUGAAAAAAUCAAAACUAGGACUACUGUUUUGAAAAACCAAUAUGUUGAAUUUUCUGUCGGCGAACACGAAAUAGGUGUUAUACAUUCUAACAAACCUGUCUUAGUUAACAGUUUUGCAGGGGCUUCAAGUAAGGAUAGAGUAUAUGGUGAUCCAUAUAUGAUAACAGUACCUGGAAUAAAUCAGUAUCUCAAUAAAUACAUAAAUUUCGUACCGGACGGAUUUAAUUUUAACUUUGCUACUUUUAUGAUUAGAAACAGUUCUUUAGAAAAUCUUCAAAUAAACGGUACGAAAAUCGAUGUAGACAGAUGCCUUUUUCAUUCCUCAGUUCUCGUUGGGACAGCCCUUUACAGCGUUUGUACUGUAAGUGUUCCAAGUGGAGUCAUUGCUGUUAAAACUUCAGAUGGGACUCGAUUUGGUUUUAUCGUUACCGGUCAAUGAAAAAAUGAUGGUCAUGGCUACACUGGAAAUGCACUGUUAACCACAACAUGUGGGACAUAACAAAAUUGCGACAAAAUCGUAGUAAGAUGAUUACAUGUAUCUAUAUAAAAUCUGAACAAAAUGUGUAAUAGAUUUGUCUUCGAAUAUUCAGCUUUCGAUUAUUUUUGAAAGGAAGACCAAUUUUAAACAGCAUCACAUUUUCUGUUUUUAUAACUUCAUAACUUAUGUGGAGCUAAUAAAAAACUUGAAUGUUUCUCAUUCACACAGAUGAGAAAAAAAUUGAUUGUACAUUUUUUUGUUCCUGUUUUAAAAUUUAUUGCUCAUAAAGAGACGUUUGCGUGUGCCUUUAAAUUUGGACUCGACCGUCAAGGCCACUGAACA